This is a messenger RNA of Ceratitis capitata (Mediterranean fruit fly), 1619 nucleotides long. RefSeq names its product alpha-(1,3)-fucosyltransferase C. The coding region runs from base 351 to 1541 and encodes 396 amino acids. Gene Ontology annotation, molecular function: alpha-(1->3)-fucosyltransferase activity. Gene Ontology annotation, cellular component: membrane. The record is from RefSeq and is a predicted model, not a curated record. The transcript is spliced from 2 exons. NCBI's taxonomy places the organism in Eukaryota, Metazoa, Arthropoda, Insecta, Diptera, Tephritidae.
GUGAAAAAAAGUGAAAUUAUAAUAUCAUAUUUAUUAUAAACAAUGCUUAGAAAAUAAAUUAAAAUUCAUAGACCGUAAAGAUUAUUUUGAGUUAUGCUCAUUUCGAAUUAAGCGAAAAUUAAUCAACAAUUCUUUCUACCAACGCCAAAUAAAAUUAAUUAAGCUAAACAAUUUUCCGAGGCAAACAAAAAAUGUGCAAUAUUAAAAUAAAUUAUAAGGUUUUAAGUUGUUACAUAACGACAUAAAGGCAGAUGACUCACCCAGUUAUUAAAGGAAAAAAAAUUAAAAGAAAAAAUAAACCGAACAGGCCUUUUUUGUAAUACCCAACGUCCUCCUUUGCGCCGGUAAAAAUGCACAUCAACAAACGUGUCUUCAAAUUGGCGCUAAAAAUAAUUUGCAGCUUCACAGUGUUCUUACUUUUAAUCUCAGCUGUAUUAUUUACACAACAAAAUGUACCAUCGACUCCAAUAGACGGAAAGAUACUGCGCGCCAUUAUGAGCAAGAAAACCAGUGUUAUACUCUUUUGGAAUGGUUUCUUCCGUGACAGUCGCUGGACAUUACCCGUCGAUACGCUACACGCGAAAUGUCCAAACGCCAAUUGCAUAAUCACGAAUCAAGUCCACUAUCUGUCAUCGGUUGAAGAUUACGCAGCGAUUAUAUUUCAUACAGCACGCUCAUUUUCGUUAUUGAAAAGUCGGCCACGACAACGCGCCGCGCAUCAAUUUUAUGUUUUCGCACAAUUAGAAUCACCAGAACACACGUGGCAUAAUUUGAAUGCCGAGCGCAACUUUUAUAAUCUCACAAUGACGUAUCGUUUGGACUCGGAUAUUGUUUGGAGUUAUAAUGUUAUGCGUGCGAAGGAAACGGAGGAAAUAGUCGCACCCAGAGCACAGGUGAUGUGGCGAAAUGCUGAUACGAGUUGGACGCAAAAUAAUACGGAUUUAUUGUUGUCAAUCGGACGGAAGAAAAAGUUGGCCGCGUGGUUUGUGUCCAAUUGUAAAGUACCGUCGAGGCGGGAGAAGUUGGUGAAACAACUACAGGCCCACCUGCCGGUUGAUGUGUAUGGAAAGUGUGGGAAUUUGAGUUGUGCUCGCUUCGACAACGCUUGUGAUGAAUUACUCGAUACUGAUUAUAAAUUUUAUUUCAGUUUUGAGAAUUCAAUUUGUCUGGAUUAUGUUACGGAAAAGUUCUAUAACGCUCUACGGCGACAAAUUGUUCCAGUUGUAUUUGGUGGCGCAAAUUAUACACUAUUCGCACCACCUCACUCAUAUAUAGACGUUCAAGAUUUUAAGAAUGUCUCCUCUCUGGCGAACUAUCUAAAAUAUUUAGAUGGGAAUCCCUUAGAGUAUGCCAAGUAUUUUUGGUGGCGACGUUAUUAUACGGUCGACACGUUCAAAGGAGGACUUCAGACGUUGCCUUAUUGUGAGCUGUGUCAACGUAUUCAGACACAUCCGGCCGUUAGGCAAACACAAAUUUAUGAAGAUAUCAAUGCAUUUUGGAAUGAAAACAUUUGCACGACGAAAGGCAGAAUAGAGUUUUAAGCUUAAGUUUAAAGUUUAGAGUUCAUAAUAUAAUUUGUAUUACAACUAAAGUUAUUUAUGUAUGUAAAUGAUAUUAAA